ACGGGCACCGGCUCGAGCAGUGGCCAGCCCAUCGUCCAGGAUGAAGUGUCUCGUGGUGCUACUUGCAGUCCUGGCUGUCUCCCAGGGCAGUGAGAUCACCAGGGUCCCUCUGCACAAGGGCAAAUCGCUGAGGAAGGCCUUGAAAGAGCACGGGCUGCUGGAGGACUUUCUGAAGGAACACCCAUAUGGCAUCAGAAAGAAGUACUCCAACUUAGACAAGGAGCCCAACGAGCCCUUGGCCAACUUCUUGGACUGUCAGUACUUUGGGAAGAUCUACAUCGGGACCCCGCCCCAGGAAUUCACCGUGGUGUUUGACACCGGCUCCUCGGACCUCUGGGUGCCCUCUGUCGACUGCAAGAGUUACGCCUGCAAAACCCAUCAUCGCUUUGACCCAUCCAAGUCCUCCACCUUCCAGAACCUGAACGAGCCCCUGUCCAUCCAGUACGGCACCGGCAGCAUGCAGGGCUUUCUGGGUCUCGACACCGUCACUGUCUCCUCCAUCGUGGACCCCCAGCAGACUGUGGGCCUGAGCACCCAGGAACCUGGCAACGUCUUUACCUACUCUGAGUUCGAUGGGAUCCUGGGGCUGGCCUACCCCUCUCUGGCCUCCGAGUACUCAGUGCCCGUGUUUGACAAUAUGAUGCAGAAGCACCUGGUGGCCAAAGACCUGUUCUCUGUUUACUUGGACAGGAAUGGCCCGGGGAGCAUGCUCACGCUGGGAGCCAUUGACCCCUCCUACUACACAGGCUCCCUGCACUGGGUGCCCGUGACCGUGCAGGAGUACUGGCAGUUCACCGUGGACAGGGUUACGGUCAAUGGCGUGGUGGUGGCCUGCGAUGGUGGCUGCCAGGCCAUCCUGGACACAGGCACCUCCAUGCUGGUUGGGCCUAGCAGCGACAUCCUUAACAUCCAGACGGCCAUUGGAGCCACCCAGGACGAGUUUGGCCAGUUUGACAUCAACUGCGGGCAACUGAACAGCAUGCCUAUGGUGGUCUUUGAAAUCAACGGCAGGAAGUACCCACUGCCCCCCUCUGCCUACACCAGCCAGGAUCUGGGCUUCUGCGCCAGCGGUUUCCAGGGUGAGGGCGACGACCCACUGUGGAUCCUGGGAGAUGUCUUCAUCCGGGAGUAUUACAGUGUCUUUGACAGGAUCAACAACCGCGUGGGGCUGGCCAAGGCCAUCUGAUUGCACCGCCGACCGUGGAACACGCAUGCACUCCCUAAGCACACAUGCAUGUGCACACACACACACACGCACACACGCACACAUAUGGACCAGGUUUUCUGGCAGAUGGUUCCCAAUAAACACCAUAUCGC
Messenger RNA from Acinonyx jubatus (cheetah), 1317 nucleotides. RefSeq names its product chymosin-like. The transcript is spliced from 9 exons. Gene Ontology annotation, molecular function: aspartic-type endopeptidase activity. Lineage: Eukaryota; Metazoa; Chordata; Mammalia; Carnivora; Felidae. The coding region runs from base 41 to 1186 and encodes 381 amino acids. The record is from RefSeq and is a predicted model, not a curated record. Gene Ontology annotation, biological process: proteolysis.